Messenger RNA from Cynara cardunculus var. scolymus (artichoke), 1821 nucleotides. RefSeq names its product casein kinase 1-like protein 2. NCBI's taxonomy places the organism in Eukaryota, Viridiplantae, Streptophyta, Magnoliopsida, Asterales, Asteraceae. Gene Ontology annotation, cellular component: nucleus; cytoplasm. The coding region runs from base 425 to 1765 and encodes 446 amino acids. Gene Ontology annotation, molecular function: protein serine/threonine kinase activity; ATP binding. The record is from RefSeq and is a predicted model, not a curated record. The transcript has 14 exons. Gene Ontology annotation, biological process: endocytosis; signal transduction; peptidyl-serine phosphorylation.
GGAGUGGGGUGUCGGGUGAUAUCAUGAUGCCUUCUCUUUCUCCCCCAAAUCCUCUUACCCUUUUUUCAACCUAAACCUCCAUUGAAAUUCUGCAAAUUACUUCCUUUUUCCAUACACUAUAUCUUUAUCUUCCAAGAAUUCAACCAAAUCGGCAUCAUUCAUCCAAUUAUUUGGUUUAAUUUCAUCAACCUUAUCUUUCUAUCUUCCCCUUGUUCGUAGUUUUCAAUUAAUAUCGUUCAUGUCCGUCACUGGGGUCUAACAAUUCAUAUCGAUCGUCCGAUUAGCCUUUUCUUCGAUGAGGUGAUAAUCGGACCGGAAUCUAUUUGUGUUUUUUUUUUUUAUCAAUUUUUGUUGAGUUUGUGAGCUAGGGUUUUCAUUGAUUCAACCGAAGUUUUAAUCUUCGUUGGAGAAUAAUUGUGCUUUGAUGGAGCCUCGUGUGGGGAAUAAGUUUCGACUUGGUCGGAAGAUCGGUAGCGGCUCUUUUGGAGAGAUCUAUCUGGGUACUAAUAUUCAGACGAAUGAAGAAGUUGCUAUUAAGCUGGAAAAUAUUAAGACAAAGCAUCCUCAAUUGUUAUAUGAAUCAAAGUUGUAUAAGAUACUGCAGGGAGGAACUGGAAUCCCGAAUGUGAGAUGGUAUGGUGUCGAAGGAGACUACAAUGUUCUAGUGCUGGAUUUAUUGGGACCUAGUCUUGAGGAUUUGUUUAACUUCUGUAGUAGAAAGCUCUCUUUGAAGACUGUUCUUAUGCUUGCGGAUCAGAUGAUCAAUCGUGUCGAAUUUAUUCAUUGUAAAUCAUUUCUACAUCGGGAUAUCAAGCCAGAUAACUUUCUUAUGGGCUUAGGGAGGCGUGCCAAUCAGGUCUAUGCUAUCGACUUUGGGCUAGCCAAGAAAUAUCGGGACUCCUCAACUCAUCAACACAUCCCAUACAGAGAGAACAAGAAUUUGACGGGGACCGCUAGAUAUGCAAGUAUGAACACUCACCUUGGAAUCGAACAAAGCAGAAGAGAUGAUUUAGAGUCACUUGGUUAUGUUCUCAUGUACUUCUUGAGAGGAAGUCUCCCAUGGCAAGGAUUGAAAGCCGGAAAUAAGAAACAAAAAUAUGAGAAGAUCAGUGAGAAGAAGGUUUCAACAUCUAUUGAAGCUUUAUGCCGAGGCUACCCUACAGAGUUUGCAUCCUACUUCCAUUAUUGUCGUUCAUUAAGAUUUGAUGAUAAGCCAGAUUAUGCUUAUCUUAAGAGAAUCUUCCGUGAUCUUUUUAUUCGUGAAGGCUUCCAGUUUGAUUACGUGUUUGAUUGGACUAUUUUGAAGUAUCAACAAUCACAACUUGCCAAUCCUCCAUCUCGUGCUCUUGGUGCGAGUGCCGGACCAAGUACCGGGGUCCCUCCGGUGGUUUCGAACCUCAAUAGGCAAUCUGGUGGUGAAGAAGGGAGGCCGACUUCUGGAAAUCUGUCGUGGAGUCGAAAUGCUGCCGCGAUCACUAAUUCCGGGAACCUAUCUAAGCAGAGAGUACCGGAUCAAUCCAUGAGUAGAGAUUUAUCAAGAUCGAGCUUUUUCCGAACAACUGGGUCGUCAAGGCAAACGGGCGGUGAACCCGACUCAUCUCGUGCUGCAAGGGCAACAGAUGCGAGCCCCGGGGCGCAGCAAAGGAGCUCACCCACCGAUCAGAAGCGAUCAACUUCUCGAAGUGCUGCUGCUGGUGGUGCCACCACGAACAAUAUCAAGAACUUUGAGUCGACUCUGAAAGGUAUCGAAGGAAUGCAUUUUUAACACAAAUUAAUGUCUGUAAAUUUGUUUUCUCGAAAUUGUCGUGUAUACACCCCACA